AUGGCGGGUUGGCAGCGCGAUGGCGCGACCCGCGAUGAGCCACUCGUCGACUUUGUACUGAAGUUUGAAGCGAUUCCGAAGGAGUAUGCGAAUGGAAAGAAGCGUGUGCCGGAGCCGCUGGCGCGGGAGCGCGCAGAGGAGUACACGCGCCUCGAGCGCACUCUGCAGGAGCAGGGGCUGAAUGUCACCUCGCGUGUCGGCCCUGCGAACAGCGGCCAUGUCUUGCUAUUUGUGCAUGCGCCGGACCAACUACUUACCGAGAUGCGGAGCAAGGAACGUGUGCACGACUUUUUGUGCGGCGUGGUUGCCGUACCGAACCUGACGCAGACUCCGUCCGGGGAUGCGUUCGGCGCUGUGCGCACGAGUGAGGGCCAGGUAAUCUCCCCGGCGGACCGCGUGCGCUACGUGCACCACCUCCUCACCGCCGCGCCGGGCGACGAGGAGAGCAGCCGCACCGGCUCGGUCGGCGGCGCGGGUCUGAGCGCACCGUGCAGCGCCUUUCCCCAUUUGGUCGACAUGAUGCCGCUGCACGACCGUGACUUUAAUGCGGCGUGGAUCAAAGCAUGGUCCAACGUGUCGUUCCGCUCGAUCAUGAUGGGCAUUAGCGAAGACGAAAUCGAAAGCCUCCGCUUCCACUUUGGCGAGAAGAUCGCGCUGUACUUUGCGUUCUUGAACACCUACUUUACGUCACUUGCCCCUGCUGCGGUGCUCGGCCUGAUGUUUUGGCUGACGGGCGAGGCGUACAACCCCGUUUAUGCUGUGAUGCUGAUUCUGUGGGCGUGUGCAUUUGUCGAGGUAUGGCGCCUGCGUGAGCGCAAGCUUGCUGUGCGCUGGGGCACGACCAACCUCGGCAAUACGCUCGAGCGGCGUGCGGCGUUCCGGCCGCGCACUGUGACGCGCGACCCCAUUACAGGCGAGAAGCUCGAGGUGUACGAGUGGUGGCGGCGCGAGCUUCGCGUGAUUGCGAGCCUCCCCGUGGUACUGCUCUUUGUCGUGCUUCUCAUUGCCACACUCACGGCGAUCUUUUUCAUCGAGGUCAUUGUCGCCGAAGUGUACGACGGCCCCGGCAAGGGCAUUGUGCCGCUUAUUCCCACGAUCCUCUUCUCGACGUGUGUGCCGGCGAUCCAAGGCGCAUGGCAAGCGACUGCGCGUGCGCUCACCGGCUGGGAGAACCACUCGACGAACCGCUCGUACAACUCGAGCCUCACGAUCAAGAUCUUUGGCCUGCAGUCGCUCGUGACCUAUGGUGGUCUUGUGCUCACCGCAUUUGUCUACAUUCCCUUUGGCGAGCGCCUGAUUCACUGGAUGUUUGACCACGGCUACCUCACGCGCAUCUUUCAGUUUGUCUCGCGCCAGCCGAAUUUCCAGAUGCCCUCCAAGCUGCACUUUGAGGUGCAUCCCGUCCGCCUCUACAACCAGCUCUUUGCGCUGUGUGUUACGGGCCAGGUGACCAACACCGUGACCGAGGUCCUCGUGCCGAUCGCCCUGCGUUCCGUGACGCAGUGGAGCGACGCCGCGGCGCGGUCCUGGGCGUGCUUCCGCCGCAAGGACACCAAGGAACGCCACCGCGUGUCCUUUGCGAGCGACCGCGUGGAGCGCUCGUUCCUCGAGCGCGUGCACGCCGAGUUUGCGCUGCCGACCUACGACGUGUUUGUCGACUAUGCCGAGAUGGCGACGCAGCUCGGCAACAUCACGCUCUGGUCUGCGAUCUGGCCGCUGGCGCCGGUCAUGGGCUAUGUGAACAACUUCUUUGAGCUGCGCUCGGAUGCAUACAAGAUCAUUGUAAAUAUGCGCCGCCCCGUGCCCGUGCGCACCGACACGAUCGGGACGUGGGUCGAGGUCUUUUCGUUCCUGGUGCGCGUUGCCGUCUUUGUCAACGCUUCGCUCGUGUACCUCUUUGAGGACCGCCACGAGCGCAGCGGCAUUUCGAACGCAGUGCACACGACAAUGCGCAGCUACCUGCAUCCCCACCUGCCCCAGCAGCCAGACGCGUGCAAAACCGAGACGCAAGUCGCGAGCCUCUUGCCGCACUUUUUGCCCAAGUCGUCUGCCGCCGGCGCGCUUGCAGCCUCGUUUUUGUUUGCUUUGGUCUGCGAGCAGCUCUAUGGAAUCCUGCGCGCCGCCGUCCAGCACAUCCUCGAGCGCGUCAUGUGGCGCGACAGCGAGGAGGAGCGCGCGGUGCGCCGCAUGCAGCACGAGAACCGCGUCUCGCUCGUCGGUCGCCUCGAGCGCACAGAAGGCGCCCAGGAUGGCCUGCACCAGGUGCCGGCCACGCUGCGCGCGCGCAUCCACCCGGACAUGAGCUUCUGGGACGCGUCCCACGACUCGGGCCUCUCGUACAUUGCCAGCGCCGCCAAGGCGGAAUAA
Molecule: messenger RNA, 2367 nt
Organism: Malassezia japonica
Lineage: Eukaryota; Fungi; Basidiomycota; Malasseziomycetes; Malasseziales; Malasseziaceae
Exons: 2
Coding region: 1-2367 (788 amino acids)
Biological process (GO): chloride transmembrane transport
Cellular component (GO): cortical endoplasmic reticulum
Molecular function (GO): chloride channel activity
Source: RefSeq, a predicted model, not a curated record